This is a messenger RNA of Helicoverpa zea (corn earworm), 2877 nucleotides long. RefSeq names its product G-protein coupled receptor Mth2-like. The transcript has 8 exons. NCBI's taxonomy places the organism in Eukaryota, Metazoa, Arthropoda, Insecta, Lepidoptera, Noctuidae. The record is from RefSeq and is a predicted model, not a curated record. The coding region runs from base 248 to 1795 and encodes 515 amino acids. Gene Ontology annotation, biological process: cell surface receptor signaling pathway; G protein-coupled receptor signaling pathway. Gene Ontology annotation, cellular component: membrane. Gene Ontology annotation, molecular function: G protein-coupled receptor activity.
GUCAAACUCGCACACUCAUACUUGAGAACUUUGUUCUUUACCCAUUCGGUCACCACGACUUUCUCAUAUCAUACCUAAAUGCCCCACUACCACAAACGUUAUACAAAAAUAACUAAAGGAAAUUAGAAUUCGCUGUUGCGUAGUUAUAGCGGUAGAAUAAUAACGUAUUUAACUGGGCUGUGAAUAGGAAAAACAUAAAUUAAUAAACCCAGUGUGUGACUAAAAACAAUAAUGUUAAUAUUCUGAAAUGGUCACGUUGAAAGUUUUUUUGUUAUUGUUUCUAACGUGUGCUGCAGAAGAUGUGGAUUACAAGGCUAUGUGUACGAGAGCGGAAUACAGAGAUAUGGACAACAAGCUCAUAGACAAUGUAGAAGAAUAUUGCCGUAAUAAAUUGUGUGUUAUAAAGUGCUGUGGGGAUAAUAUGCUGUUAAGUAACCGCGACGUUUGUAUGACAGAACAGGCACUACAGAAGAGAAAUCCAAAAUUCAGUAAACAGAUCAAAGAACAACACGAUUAUAACAAAAUUAAAUUAUACACUAGACAUGGACAUGGUGUAAAGGAAUCUACAAAAUCGGCAAAAAACAUAGUGUUCAUCACAAAACUAAAUUACACCCAAUGCUCCUAUGAUAUGAAACCGUACGCCGACUUUUAUAUACUAGAGGAUGGAUCGGGUAAAGCUCAAAAAAAAGAUGAAUCAAAAGCUUGGUACGACCUUGGCAAACUGGAAUACUGUGUGGAAUACAAGAUAUAUCAUAAGAACAGGACACAGUUCUUCAUCAUGAGAGAACCUUUUCAAGACCCAGACGGGGCUGAAACGAAAUCUAUGUAUGCGUUAGUAGGAUUCAAGAUAUCACUAUUUUUCCUCAUAUUGACGCUAUUGGUAUAUUGCCUGUUGCCCGAUCUGCAGAACCUUAUAGGACUGAUAAUGAUGGCGUAUAUUACUACUCUCAUCUUCGUCUUCUUACUCAAGUGCAUUAUUAUCCUAACAAACUCAUAUCAAACACGACUUUUCUGCAAAAUCAUAUCUGCUAUCCUGUACUUUUGCGCUCUAUCUAGCUUCUUCUGGCUCAACGUGAUGGCAUUUGACGUUUAUGUGUCACUAAGCCGCCCCCGGAGCAGUCGUGGAAGUAGUAAAAGAGUUAAAUAUCGCAAGUUCGCAAUGUACGCAGGGUACGCUUUGGGAGCUCCACUGCUGGUAACAGCCAUAGUAACGGUACUGGAUAACAUUGACGUUUCUGAGCUUGCGAUUGACCCGACACCGCCCUUCGCAGACUGUAUGGCUAUAGGUGUUGCGGUUACUUAUUACUUCGCUGCACCGAUUGGAGUAUUAAUUUCAAUUAACAUCAUCUUAUUCCUAAUGACUGUCUAUAACAUUUGGAAGAUAUCAAGGGAAGUGACUAAUAACCCGAAUUCGAAGAAGAGUAAUCAAAAUAACAAGUUUUAUAUAUGCUUAAAAUUAUCUCUCAUCAUGGGAGUGACCUGGAUGCUGGAGUUAUUUGAAGGGAAAGGCAUAUUCAUUUUCAUCUUGCUGAAUACUUACAACUUACUUACUGGCGCUUUAAUAUUCUUUUUAUUCGUGUUCAAGAAAAAGAUAUUUGUUAAGCUUUGUAUCAGGUUUAACAUAGACCAUGAGUGGGUCCGAACAUACGAGCCUUCCAUGCGAUCAAAGAGCGGAAUUACUAGAUCCACAAAAUUAUCCAAAUCCAAGAAAAACUCUCAAAUUAAGGAAACUGAAACGGUUUCUAUGAUGAAUGAGGAUAACUGUACUGCUAAGGAGGAAACUACUACCGUUUGAAACUAUGUUUCGGAUACACAGUUUCUGUAACAACACGCAAAUGCUUCCAGGAAUAUGUUCCGGAAACUCUGCCGUCCACACCUCAGUAUACAGUAAUAACAUUAUUUGUUUAUAAACAAUUGUUGUAAGAAGAGUUUAUAAACAAUUGUUGCUUAGUGAAUACGUAGCUUUAGCAAAUUUGGGUUUGUCCAAGGUUUUACACAAAACCAGACAAACAAAAGCAUGCCAACGUUUCACGUUAAAUAUAAUGAUAGUAGUAGUUGUAAGUACUUGUCCUGUUUAAAAAUUAAAAAUUAUUUAUUUAUCAAAAAGGUUUACAAUUCAUUUUUGACAGUGACCCUCAAACUAGGCUAUGUACUGUAGGUAUCUUGAGGAUCCGAGUUGCAUCAAUUAGAUAUAAAAAAUCAGGAAAUAUACGUGUGUGUGUGUGUGUGUGGCUAUUUUCAGUAGUCCCUCUUCUGCGCGCUUGUAUACUAGAUUCCAAUCGAUGUCAAGGAACAUGAUUGCUGUAUCGUAUGCGUAAGUUAUAAUUUUAGCGUUGUCAAGAUUUAAGACAUCAUUCAAGCACAGCAAGAACAAGGUUGGACCAAGGGCGCAGCCUUGUGGGAUCCCGAAAUUUAUCGGUAGAAGUGUGAUAGAGGGAUAUCCAACCUUGCCAAUCUAUCUCCUGUUAGAUAAAUAGCUUCUAAACCAGUGUAGUAGAGUGACACGUAUGUAAAUUGCUUCUAGUUUUAUAAGAAGGAGAUCAAUUGAGAUCGUGUCAAAGGCAUUGGAUAGGUCAAGAAAAACCUCCACGGUGUUUUUUCCCUUUUUCUAUAUUUGAUGCAAAAGUGUUUAUUUUGACUUUAUUUCAAUAAAAGUGUUGACCGCAGAAUUAGUACCGUUUUGACACAGGACAUUGCUCCGCGAUAGGUUAUUUUGUGUAUUUCCUCAAUCACGGCUUCCUUGUUUUUACUUUAAUUUGCCAUCUAGGUUUGUUUCGAAUGGGAUAUUGGUUUAUUUGUUGUGUCAUGGCAAAAAGGCACUCCUUUAGGUGCUCCAAUCAAGGCACCGCGCCACGCCGCGUAGCGGAGGGCAGACUU